This is a messenger RNA of Impatiens glandulifera, 1803 nucleotides long. RefSeq lists its product as uncharacterized. The record is from RefSeq and is a predicted model, not a curated record. The transcript has 7 exons. NCBI's taxonomy places the organism in Eukaryota, Viridiplantae, Streptophyta, Magnoliopsida, Ericales, Balsaminaceae. The coding region runs from base 135 to 1505 and encodes 456 amino acids.
UAUCACGCCCUUAUAAUAUAUCAUCGUUACCAUCGCCGCCUCCACUCCCAAUUCCACUCCGGCACCGGCGCUGGAAUCCGAUCCAUGCUGGUUCCGUCAUCAUCAUCGCAAAGGAAACAAUUUGCAGGCUAACAAUGGUGGCGAAUCUCUCCUUAACUCCUUCACCAACUCCAUCCACUUCUUUUCCACAAUCAUUUUCAUGUUCCUACAAUCGCUCCUUCAGAUGGCGAAUCCUUCCUCACCAGUCUCGUUCCGUCCGCCGUCAUCAUCGUCGCCGUUUCUUCCACCCCGAUAUCCCCAAUCAACUAAUCAAACCAACGUCUAAUCCCGUCGAGAAGUUCCAAAUGACUAUUGACGUUGAAGAUUUAUCGAAUAAAGCUUCUAUUUCCUUCCAAAAGCUCUUAAACCCUUCAUUGUCAAUCACGCUCGAUCAAUUGAUUGAAUCUGGUAAAGAAGCUCUGGAGGAUUUGCAAACGUUGGUUACGUUCGAUUCGGAUAGGAGGAUUGUUGUUUCUUGCCGCCCUUCAACGGUGGAGUUCAUGGUGAUUCUCUCUAUCGGUUGUUUCUUGUCUGUUUUUGCUUUUAAGGUGUUCUUGAAGUUAGGGUUAGGAGUUUUGCGCCGAUUUAAGUCGCGAAGUAGUGAUGAAGUGAUAGUCAGGAGAGAUAGAAGUCUUGGAGGUAGAGAAGUGGUGGUUGCAAGGAGAAAUGAUGAUUUCAGUAUUCUGCAGAGUGUUUCAACUGAUUCAGAAGUAAAGUCGAAGAACUUGGUUCGAAAGAGGAAGGCUAGAGAGUUGCCUAAUUGGUGGCCUGUUUCACUUCCUCCACCAAUUAUGUUAGACCACCAGGAUGAGUAUCAGAUUCUGGCUAACAGAUUCAUUCGAGCUAUACUGGACAGAAGAAUACAUGGGAAGGAUAUCUCCGAGGAUGAUAUGAUUCAAUUCCGUCGACUAUGUAGGACAUCUGGAGCAAAGGUGUCAAUUGAUACAUCCCAUUCACGAGAUUCCUUUUAUCGUGCAUCAGUUGAAUUUGUGCUCAACAUUUGUUGCAGGUCUGAAACACAUUACAGUACUGAAAGUAAAUCAACACGUAUUUACAUUGACGGUGAGCCUGCCCAACAAUUUAUUGCUGGUCUUGCAGAUAACCUCCAGCUAGAGCAUACACGUGCUGCAAGAAUAGUGUGUGCUGCUGUUGCUGCACAAACACGCUUGUGCUUUUUGCAGGCAUGGGCUCUAGAAAUGCAAGGCAAACAUUCUGAUGCUUUGUCAGAACUUUCAAAGAUUUGCACUCUGCACCAGGUGUUCCCUCCGGAAGAGUCAUCGCCUGAGAUGGAGAUGGUGGCUCGAGGCAUUGAAAAACAGCUAAAAUUAGAACAAAGGAAAUGGCUGAUGGAUAUGCUUACUGGGGUUUGUGUUGUAGGGAGCCAUCGAAGUGCUGCUGAAGCUCUGGGUCUGAUACCAUCAUCGGAAGACCUUCCAGAUCAAGAACACAGGUAUUUGACAUCAUGACCAACCUUCCAGUAAUGCAAAUUGGAGAUCUGAUUCAUUGAUCUUCAUUAGUUCCUUAAUUGUCUUAGACAAGAUGGUGUACAAAACUAGUUUCAGUUAGUUGCCCCCUUUUUCUUUUCCUUUUUUUUUCCAUAAAUCUCAUCCUUCUGCAAUUUGAUAGACCAUUGUUUAACAAACAAAAAAAAAAGUUGGUCCAUUGAUCCCGAUAUUAUUGUGUAGCAAAAUGUAAUGUUGUAUUCUCCUAUUACAAUGCAAAUAAUGUUGAUCAUAACAAAUGGAACUAUUUUUAAUUUCUCAA